GAAGCUCUGCAGCUGAGGCUGAUUGCAGCACUUACCCAUUUAAAAAAAGCAAUACCCAGUGUGCCCCUAACUGGCAAUUCCCCUACAGCCUGGCAUAAGAAUGGGCAGGCAGCUGUGCACCUGUAAAAAGUCAUUACUAAUUGUCUACCUCAUUUUAUAAUAAGUAGCUCUGAUAUGGUCCCUGGCAAUUAGCUGGAGCAAAGGCUAAUACCUGCCUUGGAAUUUCAGUGCCCACUGCCUGCUUUCCAUCUGCCAGAGAGAAACAGUGUAGGAGUAGAGAGGGCAGCCUGAGCACAGCCUCCUAUAUGAAUGUCCUUAUUUAGUCAGCCUGUGAGGUGGAGCAGCGCCACUCUGCAUUCCCUCAGCUCAGGAGGAGGGAAAAAAAAAAGUCAGCCCCAAGUCAGUGUUAACUGUCUGCGCUGCCUCAUGCAGCCUCCCUCGGCUAAACAUAAGGAUCUGACCCGAAAAAAGUCUUUCCCCCUGUGCAGCCCAGUUUAUUAAUCAAAGUGGGACCCUGAAGCCAGACACCCCCCCCCCCCCCCCCCCAAUCGCCGUGACAGUAACAUGUCCUACUGAGCCACCAUGCACUUCCCAGCGGCGCUACCGUGUGACAAUGACCCCUCAGCAGAACGCUAAUCUGCACCAGGGACACAGCAACGACCCGGGGACUCUCUCUCAGGAGGGGGGAAAGAAGAUGAAGGGGUCAGUACAACGCAGACGCUCCUCUUCCUCAGCCCUCUCUCGAGCCCUGAGCAAGACCAAGUUAAAUUCCAGAGAGGUUUCACUGUUUCCUGCACAUUCUGGUAAUGGACUUCUCCUUGGGGCUUUCUGCAGUCCUAACUCUAUGAUUAUCCUAAGGGAACGGGUGCAGUUAACCAGUGGAUGGCAGACCCAAGAAAGACAUCUCUACCUGUUCAGUGAUGCCCUCAUUAUUGCAAAGUCAAAGUCUUCAUCCACCCUGAAGCUAAAGAAACAAAUCCGUUUGAGUGAUAUAUGGACAUCUUCCUCCCUCUGUGAAGUCUCUGAAAAAAAAUUAAGCUCUGACCACUCUUUUGUUAUUGGCUGGCCCACAACAAACUACGUUGUGACUUUCAGUUCCUCAGACAUCAAGGAGAAGUGGCUCUCGACUUUGUGCUGGCAUAUUAACGAAGCCAAGAAAGAUGAGUACCCGACCAAAAUUCCCAUCAGUGUUCUGUACCUGGACGCAGAGGAAUUCAGCACUAACACUGUUGUUAAUGUGUCUAAUGUGGAUACAGCAGAUACAGUGAUUAAAUUGGCUUCGCAGCAACUUGGAAUUCCGGGCAGACCCGGCGACUACCAUCUGUGGGCGAUGUCAGGAAAAGAAGAUUCUGCAUACCCUUUGAUUGGCCAUGAGUAUCCAUACGGUAUCACAAUGAGCUGCCUAAGAGACUCCCUGCAACAAUCCAGAGGAAUCAACAAUAACAUCUUCUUAGACUUAGGCUCCGAGUCUGUCAUCAUGGAACAUGUCCCCAAAGAGAGACAGUGCCAGUUCAUCCUGAAACUGCGAAGCCACGUUUCCCUGCACCUGAGGAGAGAUCCUGUCCAAAAACACAAGAGAAAGAAAUCCCUCAUUGACUGGGCUCUGCGACGCAGCGGCAGUACUCCUUUAAGUAGCCCCUCAUCCCAGUCACCCUGCACACCCCGAAAACUCUUUGGAUUGUCCCUGUCUUCUGUCUGUCGCAAUGGCAACCUGCCCAAACCAAUUAUGGACAUGCUCCUUUUGCUAUAUGAGGAAGGCCCAAACACCAAGGGAAUCUUCAGGCGCUCUGCCAAUGCCAAGACUUGGAAGGAGCUAAAGGAAAAGUUAAUCUCUGGGGAUGAGGUGCAGAUAGAUGGAGAAUCUGUGUUUGUGGCCGCUGCUGUAAUUACGGAUUUUCUGCGCAAUAUACCUGACAGUAUUCUAUCUUCAGACAUGUACGGGCUGUGGAUGGAGGCUACGGAGAUUGAACAGCAUGAAUAUAAGAUUGACAUAAUAAAAAGGUUACUGGAGCAGCUGCCAGAAGCCAAUUUUAUUCUGCUUCAACAUUUAUUUGGUGUUUUGCAUCACAUUGAGAAGAAGUCUGAAGAAAAUCAGAUGACCGCUUUUAAUCUUGCUCUUUGCAUUGCCCCCACCAUGUUAUGGCUACCCACAGCCAAUGACCCUGAGGAAGAGAGCAGAUCGGCCAAAAAGGUGGCUUUACUGGUGCAGUUCCUGAUUGAAAAUUAUGAAGUUAUCUUUGGACAUGAUGCAGCCUCUUUGUUUAGAAAACCUGAUCAGGAGCAGAUGGCAAGCACCGAGGAUUUGGCUGGUAUAACCCUAAUGCAUGGGCAGGAUUCAUCUGAUGAACUUGAGUUUGCUGCAUCUGACCUGGACAAGUCCAACUUGAACUUGCUUAAAGAUGUUGAUGGGAUAUUUGAUGAAUCCUUGCUGUUGGAGGAGAAGGAAGACUGGGACCUAUUCAGUGAAAUAACUGCCUGCUACCAAAGCAAAGCACGAAUGAACAAUUUGGAAUGUUACGGCAAGGACUCGUUUAGCUGUCUAGAUUCAGCCUGCAGCCUUAGUCCUGCCCGAGACAGGUGUUCUUCUGAACCGAGUGUUUGUGUCAGUUCCAAGAUUUCGGUCCAGGAUCAUGAACCUGUUGCGCGACAGUCAAGCUGUGAUGCCACAAUUAUGCACAAUCACAUUGACUAUAUUAAUCAGCUAAAGCAACUGCAGCUGGAGAGCCAGAGGUUUAUAGGUAAAGGACUAAGUACCAACAUGAACAAGUCCAUACAUCCCUACUGGAGAUCUCCACAAGCCAAUAAAAGGACGGACAAAAAAAGUCCACAAAAGUCAAACCCUUCCAGCAGGUCAAGCUUUUCAAGUCUGUCAUCUACCACCACUUCUCCUUCAGCCACCUCACUGAGUUCUCUUGACAGUGCUUUCUCCUACUGCUCAGAGUCUUCUGUCUUCAGCCCCAGUGAAGCAUCAUCACUACCAUUCAUGUUUGGGACAUCAGCAAGGCUACACACACUUUCUCCAGAAAUUUCCAAAAAAAAGCUAAAAGAAUGGCAUUUGCCUCUUUCCACACUAUUGGGGGGUGACUCCUAUGAGCUAGACUCAAACGAUGAACAGGCAGUGCCUACUGAGAAAUGUAGUGCAACAAGUCAGGGGGCAGAAGCUAAGGCUACAUUUGAGAAACCAAAACACAUUGGGGAUAGUAUUUUUGAUAACAAAGAAGUUGAUGGCCUGCAUUGUCCUGAACAAGCCAAGAGUAGUUGUGCUAUUAUGCCUGAUUCAAGUUGUGAACCUUGCUCCAGUGAAACAAAUGCGUCUUCAGAGAAUGGUCACUGUGUGCGCAGAGAGACCUCUAUAAAGCACAUUGAAAUCAAGAGGUCAGAGACUUCGUGUGAUGAAAACGUAAAGCGCACAAAAAUUACUUUCUUUAUGACUCCACAUGUAAUGCAAGUGGAAAAUGUGGGUGACCAAAAUCCAAAUACAGAUUCGGAGGUGAAGGUGCACAUACCCCAGACAGUAUUUUAUGGUCAAAACACCCCUCUGGUUGUCCAUUCAGUUGCUAGAAGGCAACAUUCUAGAGUGGAAAAACCUCACUGGCAAACACAGCUUAAACAUGUUUUAAAACGAUCUCCCACAAAGGACAUGCUAACUGGAGAUCCAGUUGAAAAUGGGACCUCUCCUGCAGAGAAUCAGGACAAAGAAAGAGAGAACAGAGAGCAUAGCGCAGAGGAGAGUAAAACAGAUCCAGCACUUAAUAAGGGCCACAAGGCCAUAGCUUCUUUUAGCCAUAGCAUACGCAUUAUACUGCCUUCUUCUGUAAAGAACACUGUAAAAGAGUACUUCCGGCACAGUGAGUCUAGAUCUGCCAGUGCUUCUCAAGCAGAUUCCAUGGAAGAUGAACUGAUGGAAAAAGAGAAACUGCAGGGGCCAGACAGUGACACAGUAGCAAAGGGCCAAAGCUGUGUUGCCGAAAAAACUUUUGUGUAGAGCUGGUUUUGUACAGAUAUUCCCAGAAAAAGUAAUGUAUAAAGUCUGAGACAUGAAGAAUUAGAUGUAAAGAAAUUGCGGGAAAUAUGUGCAACGAGGAAUAUAUUUUUUAAUUGUUUCAUGUUUUCUUUCGUAAAUUGAAUGUUUUUUUAAUAUGCUUUGCUUUUCCUUAAAAACUCCUAUUUAUAUUUCACACCAAAGACCCAAGCUCCACGCUCACAGAAGCCUCCAUAUAUUUCAUGUAAUGCAGAUUACAUUCUGCCAGACAGUCGAUCCCCAGCCAGUCUGUCUGCCUUAUGUCCACCUCGACCUUCAGCAGACUCAAAAUCCUAAAAAAAAAAUCCUGAAAAUGUUUCCAGAAAUUUAUAAUGGAAUUAUGGAAUAUGGCAGAACUUUGGAUCUGAUUUUUGGAAUCUGUAUCAAAUCUACCACAGCAUUCCUGCAAAGAAAGGGAUACUAAAAAUGGAGUUUGUUUGCCUGGGGAUGAUGAUACCAAUAUAGAAUCGUUCCACCAGCGACAAAAGCUGGUUGGACAAGAAGCAACAGUGUUUGUAAGGACAAAAAAUACUCUCAGUCUGAUGGACUGAAGCAAAUUUGCACUUCUAACGUGGGAAUGAGAUGCCAAGGAAAGAGAAUGUAUUGUUCGUGUGUAUUAGCAUGAGGGUGCUCGUAUGUGUUUAAAUGGAAAAGAGAGGAGCAGGGAUGAUAUUAUAUUAUAGGGGUUGGGGUAAGAUUUAUUAUUUUAAACCAGGGCAAAGUAUGUGGGCAUUGCAGUUUUCUAAUAGGUAUUCAGCUAGGCCUGGGUGGCAUGCAUAUGUCAGCAACUGGAGGCUGCAGGGUUGGUGUUAAGUUUGGGCAGAAGAGGCACAUUAUGUGCCAUCAGAGGGGCCAUAGGAUGAUAAGAAUUGGGCAUAAAGUACCCAGGAUGUGUAUUGUGUAACUAUUGAUAGAUAUUUUUGGCAUGUGGCUGCCCAAUGCUCUAGCUUUUGUUAAACUGUAGCUCCUAUCAACAGCUGAAGGGUGGCUGCCUGCUUUAAUUAAUUAACUAAUUAAUUAGUUUUGAUAACUUAGUCAUGAUAGUCUCAAAAAACAGGCACCAUAGUAUGUGGACCACAGCUCCCAUAAUCUUCAGGCAUUGAGAGGUUGAGUGAGAAUAAUGGAAGCCAGGGCCGCCAUCAGGGGGGACAGUCCUGGAGGAUUUCAAUUUUUAAGGGGGGCCCAGCAGUGCUGCACUUUCCGGAUUAGCUGGGCUUCCCUAGAACAGGAGUUGAAGUGGGACAUUGGGGAAGAAGCAGCCUCAAGCUACCAAAGGGAUCCAAAGUCAUUGAAAGGAGCCAAAAAAACCUGCCAUUGCCAAGGAGAACAAAGAAGACCAUCCAAUAAAGCGUGAGAAGACCGCCCGCUGAAUUUUAAAGGUAACUUCCACUGAACACCAAUGGUAUUUUUUAUUUUUAAACCCCUGGCCAUAAAUGUUUUUUUUUUCCUAACUUUUAUGGGGGGGGCCUAAAGCAGAGCUGGGUGGACAGGCUCCAGGGGCCCCAGAAAACUUUGUCGAACAGGGCCCUGUGAUUUCUGUUGGCGGCCCUGAUGGAAGCAUUAGCAGGCUGCACACCAGCAUGUUAUAGCCUGUUGGAAAGGUUCCAGAAGCAAGUGCAAUGAAAGUAAAAGGUGGGGAACAAACUAUUUAUGGGAAUGGUGUUUCUUUAGGGCUUUCAGUGUUGAGCCUGCAAAACAUAUUAUUUGCAUUCCUGCAGCUGGACGUUAUUUUAUCAAUAAACCCCAAUACUGUAUUCUACAUGUUACAGAUUUUAUGAAUCGUUCUUCAUUGCCAAGAACAAUAAGCAUUUUAAGCAAAGUCUGUACCAAACGUAACCUUUGUGUCAAGAGUGAGGUUUUUUACUAUAUUGUCCAUUUUUGUCAACAGGUGUCUUUAUCUUACAUGGGAGGAAUGAGCAAAUAAUAAUUAUAAUUGGGGUUAGAUUUCUAUCUCCCAAUUUACCCUAUUAUUCACAUAGAGAGGCUGCAUUUGCAGACAGAAUAGGGUGCAGGUCUGAGCUGGGUGCUGUGCUUUUCUGGACAUGCCCCAGACAUCUGCUGCAUAAGCUGUAAGGAUCAUUGGUCCCUGUGGGCCCAUGCAAACACACAACUUGUCUGCGCAUAUAGCAUAGGGAACAAAUAAUAUCAACUUCUGGAACCUGGCCCAGAAAGCCCAGCCCAAGUUGUAUGUGUAUAGAGAACUAUAAAGUGACCUCACCCAGAGUUGGACCAAUCGGCUUUCUCUUUCAUGAGGUGCAAAUGCAGACUCCUUAUUUUCUCACUAAUAAUAAAUAGAGAUAACUAGUGAAAACUACCAGGUCUGCUUUUCUUCUCACAUUCUUUGCUGUCUUUGCAACUAACCUCCCUCCUACCCAGAGGAUAAUAAACACAAUGGAAUUCAGGGUCCAAUAGCUAUAAAGGAUUUAGGAGCCCAGUUACUCCCCGAACCUUAAGCAAACACUCUAUUUGCCAAAGGUCCCGAAACACAAGUUAUUAUGAACAGCAAAUGAAGAGCAGGAGGCCAAUGUUACACCUCUCUGUCAUUUGGGUUUAUUUAUAAUUCUUUAUACAGACCUGGUUUUCAAUGGGGAUUAUCAUGUGGUAGCAUGUAUUGUAUGUGGUAUAUGGUGUUUAAACAUGCUGGGCCUAUAAAGAGCUGAAAGUUACAACUAAUUCUAUUUUGGUUAAUGCUGCCCUUUUGCUGAGCUCUUCUGAUGUCCCUCCCCUCUGGUCACAGAAGGCUCUAUUAACCAAAAUAAUUAAAUUUAAAGAUCAAACCUACUGCUUGCAAGGCUCUAAAUCCUUCAGUUGAUUUACUAACACUGGCAAUGAGCUCUAACCUGUAUGCUACAGGUAGAAUAAGCUUUCUAGUUGGUCAUUGGCAGGAGGCUUGCACAGUGUUGGAAAAUAAGGCCAAGUGUGAUGAGUUCCCAUAAGUCAGUAGGGCCAGAGGUGGGAGCGAUGCCAUGCCCAGAUACUUGAGAUGACAGAUUUUAUAGUGGUGUGAACUGCAACAUCGACCCUUCCUGUCUCAGCAGAUGGGAAUGAAAUGACUAUAAGGGGGGUGAUGCACUGUAAUUCUAAGGUUUGGCUGGGGUAAGCAAUACUACAUUACUAUGGAAGGCUUCUUGCACGGGACACCUCAGGACAUUGUUUUGUUUUCCGCAAUCCAGAAGGUUUUGUAUUUUUCACAAUUCGAGGUGUACAUAGCCUUUAAAUAUGUGCGGCACAUGGUGUCCCCAACUUCUUUCUCACAGUAUGGUUGUAACUAUUCCAAUAAAGCCAAGAUGAAUUCAGAAAGUCA
Messenger RNA from Xenopus tropicalis (tropical clawed frog), 7325 nucleotides. It is a transcript of the gene arhgap20b, whose product is annotated as rho GTPase activating protein 20B. NCBI's taxonomy places the organism in Eukaryota, Metazoa, Chordata, Amphibia, Anura, Pipidae. The record is from RefSeq and is a predicted model, not a curated record. Gene Ontology annotation, biological process: regulation of Rho protein signal transduction; signal transduction. Bases 614 to 3985 code for a protein of 1123 amino acids. Gene Ontology annotation, molecular function: GTPase activator activity. The transcript is spliced from 15 exons.